Priapulus caudatus is the source of this 1471-nucleotide messenger RNA. RefSeq lists its product as uncharacterized. The record is from RefSeq and is a predicted model, not a curated record. NCBI's taxonomy places the organism in Eukaryota, Metazoa, Priapulida, Priapulimorpha, Priapulimorphida, Priapulidae. Bases 1 to 618 code for a protein of 205 amino acids. The transcript is spliced from 5 exons.
AUGGACAGUUUGCUUGAACGAGCUGAGAAGGAGAAGCUGAGUUUAUCAAAGCAGUUGGAGUACAAGCGUUUUCAGCUGAUAGCUGAGACGGAUAAGCUCUUGCAAUGUGAACGGAGACUCAGUGAGUCGCAGGCCACUGUGUCAAAGCUUCAGGCAGUCAACGUGCGUCUCCAGGUGAAACUGCAGGCCAGAGAUGUCCAACAAGGUGACAAAAACCAGCAGAGCAAUGAUACUGUAAAUGCCACAGGAGCCAGAAUAGAGAAGAUAGCACUGAAGCCUCCUACAAAGGAAGCUUUCAGUCUAAAGGAACACAAUAUUUCCAAACGCACUGAAGCAAAAACUAGUAAUAACGAAUUGAAGGUCAAUGAAGGAAAAUUUAGUACACUACCAGAAAAGAGUGAUGAAGUUGUGAUAGAGAAGAAGAGAACAAGACUUGUGUCUUUCAGCCCUUCCUCAAUAGACAAAGAAGAAGAAGAAGAAGAAAGAGGAACUAUAGACGAACCACAAUGUGCUAAGCCCAUUCCAGGAGGUCGAAAGAGGGGAAUACAAAACCAGAAACGCUUGGUUGAUGCACAUGCAUAUCAAAGGGAGAACAAUGCAGAAUGCAACCAGCAGUAACCAUUACUCCUGUUUCAUCAUAUCCACAUGCAGUUACGCAUGUUUUGUCUAUGUAUACAGCUCUGAUUUAUGUAUGUGUUACUUCCUUGUUUUGGGUGUCUAAACAAUUGCCUUGUAUUAUUUGUAUUUACUGUAUGAGGAAUGCAUUAUUUAUAUGAUAUAUUAAUGUAUAAUAAGUAUAUAUAAGUAUCUGAUAUAGGCCCUGUUGUACCAUUUCAUCACAUAUUCUAACAGUGCUCCCAUUUUCCUACAUUUGAACAGUUGCCGGUUUCUAAGUAACAAUUUCAUUUGUAACAAUGUGAUAUUUUUUGUUAUAGUGACUGGAAUACUGAUAAAUUGUGUAAUUAUGCUUAGUAGUGGUGAUUAAGGGAAGAAUACAUUGUCUCUGUAAAAUCUAUGCUGCAUUGUACAUCAGUUUGCAUAAUCAUUUGGGAUUGAAAUCAACAUUGCAUCUUCCAUAGCCUCUCAACACGUGACGAGUUGCAAUAACAUAGUACUACUACUACUACUACUACUACCAUAGAUCUCUGCUUUUGUUUUGUGUUCCCGCCAGCUGAUGUUCUGAACUCUCAUAAGAAGCCGAGUGUAUGUGCCAUCAAGCCGGUCCUGCAGGGCCUUCUUCAUGUUCCACGUCUCUAAUCCAUAUGAUCAGAGUUAUGGGUAACAUAGUACACUGUCAAAUUUUUAUUAAAAGUAUCAAGUUUAUUAUUAUGGUGUAUCUGCCUAUCACUGAGUAUUAUUAGCAGUAUUUUAUACUUUUCUGCGUAUAUUUUCAUACCAUUAACGCAUCUGUGCAAUAUGCUGUGAUACAAUGUAUAGAUACUUGCAAAUAGAAUAUUAUAAUAUUAUGAUA